AGGAAAGGUCCUCUUCAAUUGUUCUCUGGGCACGGUCACAAGAAAGUAAUGGGUCAAGGAAAUUCUGUCACUCCUCUGAGCUUGAUAUUUUAAGGCAUCGACUGGGCUGACGCCAGGAACCUGUUUCACUCGAGAUGGAGAUGGCUGAUAAAUUCAGACGCCCCGGAGAGACCAAGCAGCAGGCCGCCGCCCGCUUCCAGAGGGAUCUCCGGCGAGAACUGUUACCUCAGCAACGGGAACUACGACGGGAGUCCAACCGCAAGGAGUUCACAAGCCUCCUGAACCUCCUGACGGACCCUGAGCGAGCUCUAGAUGACACGGACCAUCUUGAGUGGCUUCGGCUUCUCAUCUCCGGUGGGAAGCCAUUUGACGACUACGCCAAUGAUGUCAGGGAGUUUGACGAUGCCACCGCGUGUGGGUUGGUGUGGACUGCCAACUUUGUGGCGUAUCGGUGCAGGACAUGCGGGAUCACGCCGUGCAUGUCAAUUUGCGCUGACUGCUUUCACGGCGGCAAUCAUGAGGGACACGACUUCAAUAUGUUCAGGAGUCUGGCAGGAGGAGCUUGCGACUGUGGUGAUACAAGCGUCAUGAAGGCAGAAGGGUUUUGCAAUCGCCACGGUGAAGAUCACCCGCAGAGGAAGGAAGUCCCGCCCACUCUUCUUCUCAUGGCACGGGAGAUCAUCCCCGCUCUGCUGGCAAGACUACUUCUUCACAUGAGGCUCAACUAUACACGAGUACCAAACCGGUAUAUGAGAUCAUCGGGAGACGUCUUUAUUUCGGCCAUGAGAGAAGCCGACGCCUUCCUGGACCUCCUGCACGACCUUUGCAAAAUGGGCGGGGCCAUGAGGCACGUACUCACCGAGACCCUCAUGGACAGGGACUUCUAUGCAAAGAUUCUCAAAGAUAUAAGCAGUAAUCCUGGUUCGAAGAUGCACGGGAGUGACGAUCUGUACAAGCACGCCCUCAACGCACUGCCUUCACCUGACCAACACGUUGUCAUUGGUGCCACCACAUACCCUGGUAUGACCAAGGACCUGAACCACCUGACCCUGCUUGAAGAAUUCAUAUUCUGGACAGUGAUCUAUCGCUUCCCUCAGAAGAUGGUGACCUUCCUACUAAAUAUGCUGCCUGAUAAUGACUAUAAGGAACUCUUCACGACGACGUUUGUCCAGCAUUACGGGUGCAUCGCGAUGUUCCUGGCGGAGGAGAGGGCCCCCAACCUCCUGGCCAAUCGGGUCGUCCACAUCAGCGUGCAGCUCUUCAGCAACGAGGACCUGGCGUUGCGCAUGGCCGAUGAGAUGCGCCUGCUGGAGAUCCUCAUCAAGUGCGCCCUCAACCAAGUCAUGAAGACAGCCAUGACGUGUCCCAUGACAGGUCAAGGAAGCAAGGUCCGAAACAGACACCAGGUUGUCAACUGUGACAAUAGGAUCCUGAAAGGACAGUGCUACUGGCCGAUUAUCAGCGAUCUGACCAAUAUCAUAUCGCAUCGGUCAGUUGCAGAGCGGUUCUUCAGCAGCCCUGAUCUGAUGGCUCUCUGGGCUCGGUUCCUGAGAUACUUCAUGUGUAUGAAUCUCAAUGUAAGAGAGUUGAGCCAACACGUAGAGUUUGAGUCCAACACCUACUCCACUGCUUUCUCGGCUGAAAUAGAGGCCUGUGCUGCCCCCAUGUGGCAGAUGACUGUCCAUUGCAAGGAUCUAAAUGCUUCAAACUUCACCUUUGGUAUGCUGCUGGCGUGCCUGAAGGAGCUCUGCCAUUGGCUGGCCGAUAGCAGACUACCGAGGGAGCUGCACCCUCUCCAGGUCUCCUUUCACUUGCCUCUCCUGCGAUACUUCUCCAACUUCCUCAGUCAGGCAAUCAAUCUGCAGGGCCUAGACUUUGAGAAGAUCAGACUGGAUAAGGGACUCUUGACAAGACUCAUGGUCUUCCCACUUCAGAUACAGGCCAAACUCAGCGAGAUAUUCAGUGGAAUGUGGGUUCGCAACGGUGUCCAGAUGAAAUGUCAGGCAAUGACUUAUCUUCAAUGUCACUUCUGUGCCUCGAUGGGGGAUCUAGAUCUCUACUUUCUUCAGGUGUGUGCAUCUCAAUUAGACCCAGACUACGUAGUGGAGACCAUUUUCAAGAGAUUCAAUGUAUUUGAGUGGCUUGUAGUGGACCCUAACAAGCCAGCCAGCUCUUUAGAACCAGACAAAGUCAUGUCCAUGUUAGAGGGCGCCCUUCAACAUAUUGCAAUGCUUGUCAGCAUAAGAACCCAUCUAGGUAUGUCCGAGGCUGAGCUGUUGAGGGAUGAGAUUGUGACAUUACUCUGCAUGCAAGACAGAACCCACAGUCAUCUGCAGGAUAAGAUCCCGGAGAAGACCGGGCUUGUUGGAUCAAAUGGGAAUUUUGAUGAUAUUCUCAAAGAGGUGGCAGACUACAAGGACCCCCAGACCGAGGUGGACGGCGUCCAGCAGGGUAAAUUCUCUCCCAAGCCGUCCAUCUGGCACACGGACUUUGAUCCUCUCAGAACGAUGCUACGGUCCAUGCAACGCAAGGACUUCCAGAGUGCCCUGGAUAGAUAUACUGAUCAACUGAAGCAGUCUGGACGAUAUCGGGGUACCACCCACCCCUGGCCUCCAUACCAGCCCCUCAAGCCAAUUAAACCAAUCUAUCAAGGAAUCAGGAAGCUCCUCCACUCAAAGACACUCCAUGCUGCCAUCUUCAACAUCCUUCAUAAAGCAAUCCAAGACAAGAAUAUAAGUGAUUCCGUUCUCUGUUUGUGCGUGGCAUUGCUCAACCUCGGACUCCAAUGUUCAGCAGAAUUUCAGGUUUCCGAUUCAACGCCACCCAAGAGUGCCACCACCCCUGGAGGCCCCAUAGGAUCUGAUCUUUCCUCCUGGUUUGAUUCGUCAUCGUUGAUCACCAACAUGACCAAGACCAUUGACAGCCUCACCAUCGUCUCUGAGAGCCAACAGGAGCAAUCCUCAAGCAAGGAAUCCAAUGGUGACUUAGUCUUUGAUCCAGACACCAUGUUGCAGCACAUGCUGAACCAAGAGCUUGCCACCAUCUUAGAAACUUGGGAUCAGUCGAGUGCGGCGGUCGGGGGAACGGAAACCCAAGACGUGGAGAUGGCCGAGAAUGAUACAGAAGACGAGGAAGUUGAGCAGGAGGACGCCGCUGGGCAAGACGACGAUGAUUACGAUGAUGAGGAUGAUGUGGCGUAUGUGCAUCAUUAUCUUGAAGAUAUGCUUGAUGAUGAUGAUGAUGAUGAUGAGCUUGUGGGAGCCAUAGGGGGUCCCGAUCUCGCCAUCGUUCACGAAGGAGGUCAAGGCGUAGAAAGUGCAAUAGUGUCGAUCAUCGACGAGGCCAUCGAGCAUCAUAUGGUGUAUCCUGGUGACGAUGAUGACGAUGAGGACAAAAAUGCCCCAGGAACCAGCGAAGGGAAAGCCGGCAAAGAGGCUGUGACCUGGCCGUCUACCAAGGAAGAAUCCUUCAGCAUGCCGAUAGGUGAAAGUCUCAUCUCGCUGCUCAUCAAACUACAUACCAAACAGACGGGAAGGGAGUCAUCGUAUGUUCCCAUCGGCAAGAGAACACCCGGGAUGGAACAAAAGGAUUGUUUUGGCAGUGGUCCUUACUACAUCCAGGACCUUCUGGACCGGUUCUGUUCCAUGGAUGAGGGCCAGAGCCAUGCUGUUGAGGCAUCGUGUUACAAGCAAGACCAGGAACAGGCUCAGAACCGAUCCAACUCUCCUGUAGAUUCAGCUGCAGAGAGGAGGAGAAAGGCAAGAGAAGCCCAGAAGCAGCUCGUCGCAAAGUUUGCUUCUCAGCAAAAGAGGUUCCUGGAACAGACUCUCGAAACACAAGAUGAUGAUGAGGGCAUGGAUCAGCAGGAAUCGGGUGAAAGUUCGACGGCAUCAGCGGCUGAUCCUAUCCCUGUGAAGGAAUACGAGUGUGUGAUAUGUGGGCAAACAAGCCCUUCAACGGCAGCUAAACCGAUUGGACUAGUGGUACUCAUGCAAGCAACUAAUGUACUAGGCCAGAGAUGUCUCAAAGAUCAGCGUAUCCCUCUACCCAUCGGAAGUGACCCAUCUCUAACAAACAUUGGUAGAUGCUGGAGGGAGGAGAUGCAGAGGCAAACCACACUCCUUGACGGCUUCGGGAAGGAGAGGUCUUGGGAAGCUGCUAGUACUGGCUGGGAGGGUGGGGUCCAUAUCCAGACGUGCGGACACUCCCUUCAUUUAGACUGUCAUCAGGCAUACCUCAAUUCACUCAGGGGUCACAACUACCAAGCGCACGAUCUGGACGUGCGCAGACGAGGAGAGUUUCAGUGCCCUCUAUGUCGGCAGCUGGCCAACUCUGUCUUGCCGUUCGUCCCUGUCAAACCAUCCAGGGUUUCUUCCCUAGAGAGGAAAAAGACGUCUCUGAACAGGGUCUCUCAUAUCCUCAGCGGGAAGACACCUAGGUCAGAUGCUAUGUUUUCAGUUGAGUUGAGUCCAGAGCAAAGUGGGGCCAUCCAGGCAUUCAUCAACGAUCUCUGGCGGGAGAACGAAUGCGAAGAACUUGACGACAUGAAGGCAAACCCCGAUGGUCUCUUCCCAAGAAUAUGCUCAAUAGCCAGAAUUAACCUUGAAUUGGAGAUUGUGUCUGCGGGUGGUAAUCUUCUCAACCAUUCAAACGCAGCAAAGAAACGCAGCUGCCUCAGACCGUUACUGAAGAUCCUUGAUAUACACGCUAGGCAGAUCAACAGAGGAACACAUGUUGCAAAGAUGUGGUCUAAACUCGUCACUGGGGCAUAUGCAAAUGUACGAAUGUCUGCAGCUGAUAAUGGAGUCCCGGUACUGGUCUGCGAUCCGGUGGCCUUAUUUCUACUCUUUGUCUUCAGUAUACCACAGCCUAUAGAGAAAGCAUUGUUCCAGUGUAUUGUGAGUACUGUCUACCACCUGGUUUAUGUCCAAGCCUUGGCCUCCCUGAGCUGUAGGCUGCCCGAGUCGGAGAGGAGAGCCUGGCAGAGCAGCGGCAGACCCUUAAAGUCUGAGAAGAAGGAGAAAGAUAUUGGAAUGGCUUGGUUGUUAAGUGACGUCAUCUCACAGCUCAGUCAAACCAAUCUCUACCAACACGCAGACUUUGUCUCUAGUUCUUCCUUUCAGUUGUACCAAGCUGUGUGGUCACCAAAAACUGUCGAGGCUGCUCUAGUUCACCAGUGCCUCCCAUGGUUGAGGAUCGUUGCUUUGGUCCAACACUACCUGUUUGACGAAGAUUUGCCAGUGUGUGAGAAUCCGGAGGAUGAGUUUCGUACCCUGGCAGCGUUCCUGUGCCUUACCGACCCUGACCAGGCCCAGAGCUCAUCUGGUUUGCUGUCAGCUCAGUGCUUCAAGCCCCCAGCUAGACGAGAGCCUACGUCCAUCAUAACAGCACUCUGUAGUCCGUACUGCGAGUUUGUGAAGAGGUCCCACACAGCAGCAAAGGAUCUCCUGAUGGCUAGUCCCACCUACUACCUUCCGCGUCUGCUCCAGCUGCCUCAAGACUACAAUGCCCUCUUCAAACGCUACAACCAGCAGGUGUGUACCAUGUGCAAGAAGAAGCCGGACAGGCCCCUGGUGUGUCUGAUCUGCGGCAAGCUGGUCUGCUGGGGAGCCACCUGCUGCAAGGGACAGGUGAAGGAGAAGGACGUGGGAGAAGGUAUCAAGCAUGCUUAUUACUGUGGGAAAGGAACUGCCAUCUACUUGGACAUCAAUUCCUCAACAAUGUUGCUGAUCAGAGGCGAUAGAAAAUGCACAUGGGUUUCUCUCUACCUGGACAGCCAUGGUGAAGAAGACAUUGAUCUCAAGAGAGGCAAGCCACUCUUCCUUUGUGAACAGAGACACACCCUCCUGGAGAGACUGUGGAGGAGCCACGCCCUGGAUCACAACUGCAAGAAGUGGGAGUGGCACCACGGUGGGCUGGACAGGAGAAGGGGAUUCCCCCUGAGCUUUCCCUUCUAGCCACUGCCAUGUGGAGGGGAUUCCUCCCCCCACCCUCAAGUGUCUGCCAAGUAGAAAUGAACACGUGGAGGGAAUUUCCCCUCGGGAUUCUUGAGCUGGACGUAUGGAAUACACCAUGAGCCACAUGGACAAAACUUGCCGUUUUGUACCCCUUUUGUUGGCCGUUUCAUGUACUAAAGCGUAUGAAGAAAAUUACAUGUAUAUGGCAAGGCUCCACACUAACUUUUUUUCUUGGCAGCCCGAUCAGUCUACCAAAAUCAUCAAUUCAUAUAUUUUGUGGUCCUAAAACAAUAGAAAACAUUACAAUUUAUAAAAAUCUUUGGAAGCCCAACCGGGCCACUAAGUGUGGGCUUUGACAGAAUUUUGGUGGCCCGACCCUCAUUUUUGGUUGCCCCGGGCCACUGUUAAUGUCGAGCCCUGCAUAUGGACAGUUUACUUUUUUUGUAGUCUUUUUUUAAAAGGGCUACAAAACAGCUGUACAUAUGUAGAGAAAGGGCUACAAGAGGGCCAGUUGCUCACUAUGAUAGAACCACUACCAAAGGUCUCAGAUGAGCUCUAAGAAUCGUUUGGAUGAUUUUCAGAUGACUAAAGGAAAGGAUACAAGUUUGGCAUAGACUCUGACGGUAGCGACUUGAAGCGACACAGGGAUGUGGAGCAUUUGGGAAAGGUAUCUUAUCAAAUGUCUUUGCUGCAUUUUUUUUUAACAGGAAUCCCGUUACGAGGGUGCUCUGCAACUUUGCAUUCGCAACAAAACAAAAAUGCGGCACUGACUUUUUUUCAAGGUGCCUGAUGAAUCCCCUUAAAUAUCUGUUUGCACUAUGCGAGGAAGGAGAUCACUUUUAUUCAGUGGUGCUAAAAAUUUGGUGAACCCCACCAGAUAUUGAACAUAUUAAAAUGUGUUCAAGUUCUGCUAUCCUUGAUUGUGAAGUCAGAUGAUAUCACAUUCUACAGAGUCUGUUUUUCGAGGCUUGCCGGACAUUGUAGUGUUGUUGUCUACAUUUAACACUCAGCAUGAAGGAGUUCACUAAAUUUUUAGCACCACUCACUGUAAUUUCCUAAAAAAGAUGACUCUUCACAGAGAGAGAGAAAAAGAGGAAGAUCAUUCAGAAGAAGACAUAUAAUGCAGCUGAAGUGGAAAAUAGUUUGAUUAGGGUCUGGUACGCAUCAGAUGGAUAAAUACAUCGGGGUCCCAAAUGUACUGCUUUAAAGUUAAUGUAGAGAGUGGAUCACCAACCAUGUUGUGUACAGACAUCUAUGGGAACCUGGGGUCGUUAACGCAAAACUUAGCAGUCAUCGCAGAACAAUGUCUGUAUGAUUGAUUGCAUUGACUACAGUGUACAAUCAAUCAUAAACAUCAAGUGUAUAAUCAAUCACUAACUGUUGUAUUACAUGAUCCUGGUCCUAGGAGCAUUGUUAUCAUAGACGAGAUGUUUUUUUAAUGUUCAUAAACGUUUCCAAAGUGACUAAAAUGUUUUGAAUACAUUUUGUGAUGGACAGCCCUUAAAUUUCAAUAUUUUUAAAGCAAGGCCACUGCUUUGUAGGGCUCAUAUGAGCGGUUCCAUUAAGUCUGUACGUCCGGCCACCUAUUUUUGAAAACCUGAAAUGAGAAAGCUGAUAAUGAAGAGGUGCACUCUAUUGCCAUUAUCGAUGUGCAUGUUAAAAAUCGUCAGUUAUGAAAUAUUCAUAGAUAUUUAUCGCCAUGAGACAAGAUAUAUUUAAUUAUGAUUGUUAUUUGCUUGAAGAAAAAAAUACAUUUUGGGCAAACUUUCAUGUGGAAAUAGAAGUACCCUAAAAAUAUUCACAUACAUCUUCAUUAAUUGAGAGACUUUGUUUAUGUAGAUUAUUUAUUGUGCAGAAUGAAAUAAAUGAUUGUAAGGAUUGUUUAUAUUUUAUAGAUGUAUUAUUCCUUUUUCUGCUGAAUUUAAUGCCAGUAGGAUGUACAUGUAUAGUAUACAGAGUUUAUCACAGUGACUUUAUCAAUUCAACCCCAAAAAAAAUCAUGCGUCGAAGUACAAUACGCAUGGGAUAGUUUACUAGUUACCAGGGCCCCGUCACUUAAAGAGCAGCUCACACUAUGCGAUUCGUUGCGACGCGAUUCUUUGAUAAAUCACAUUUUGCGUGAAAUGUAAAAGUCCCAAGAAGUGAGAUUAUUUCAUUUGAAGUUCGGCAUAAUGUGAGGAAUAAUAAAAUCAUAAUUUGCUUAGCGGCAAGCUCUGCGGUCGGAGUAAAGUCCAAAUCGCCUUCAAGUUGCAGUCGAUGGUCACGUCAUCACGAUUUGGAUUUGAAUUUGUUUUUAUUCCUACAGGGAGGCUCAAACUAGACUGAAUUUCGAUUUCCGUAGUCCAACCACCGAACGCUAAUAUUUCAUUGGUUGGAAUGUUCGUAUCAAAUGUUAUUUCUUUGAAAUUUGGAUCGCAACGAGUCGCAUAGUGUGAGCCGGGCUUUAGACUUAGCGAUUGAUUGUGGAGCUACUUUGUACAAUUAAUUGCAUUGAUUAUGUUGUAUGAUCAGUCGCUAAAAUCUACCCCUCAAUCAAUCGCUAAGCUUUAUGUAAUGUGCCCAUAUGUCUUUAUGUUUACAUUUUUACUGAUGCAGGGUUCCCACAGUCAUGGAAAAUCCUGGAAAAAUUUGUGGUCAUCGAAAGUCAGGGAAUUUGGAAUAUUUGUGAAAAGGCAUGGAAAAGUCAUGGAAUUGCAUUUACCUCUUGGCUAUGGCAGCUUUCCAGUUUGUCGUGUCUCGCAACUCUCAUACUCUGAUCAUACUCUGCUAUUUUCAUUGGUGUUCAUGAUUUCUAUUUUUCCCAGUUUUGUGACAUCCCAAAUAAAUUCUACAUUACUCCCGGGAUGUCACGGGAAGUCAUGGAAAGCAGCAAUUUUGUCGUGGAAAAGUCAUGGAAUUCUGUUUUCAAAUUUCUGUGGGAACCCUGCACACGAUGCCAUCUUACGCAAAUUGUGUUAUUUUAAUAAUAAUAAUAAUUAACAUCAUUUAUAUAGCGCUUAUCACAAAGAAUGUCUCUAAGCGCUUAAGGAAAAUACAUACAUUGUAGGAAGACAAGAAAUUUCAGCUAAAAUCAAAUUAUACAUGUUAACAGUUGAAAGUAGACAGUUGAAGCCGCAUAUGCUAAGGAUGAUCUAUUUAACGAAAAGAUGAGUUUUUAACAUAGAUUUGAAUUUGUCAGUUGAGUCUGCUUGUUUUAUGCUCUGAGGAAGGUUGUUCCAAAGUUGAGGGGAUGCUGAACAGAAAGAUCGGGAACCAUAAGACUGGGUGUUGAUGGCAGGAACUUUUAAGAGUGAUUUUUUGCAUGAGCGCAAGUUGCGGGAGGGUGAGUAUUCUGAUAUUAAUUGUUGAAGGUAGACUGGAGCUGAUUUUAUCAAACAUUGGAAAGUAAGCAAGAGGAUCUUAAAAUCAAUUCGUUCACGAACCCUUAGCAUAUGAAGCUCCUUUAGCAGUGGAGUGACAUAAUCGAUACGAAAUAUGAAUGUCUAUACCUGCAACAUGAUCCUAUGCAGAAAAGUAAAUGGGAACUUGUUUUUCGUGUUUUAGUAUAAAUAAUGAAAUAAGUUGGAUUUGUAUCGUGCCAAAUCCACUCUAUAGAGUGUAGUAGGUAACAAUUUCAUUCAUUCAUAUGCAUUCAUUUCGUUCAUAUAUUAAAAAUAACAUUUACAAACAUAUUGGAAUAUACGAGAAAUAGAAAUAAUUCAUCAAACGAGGAGACAGCUUAGAAGGCAGAGAAGCCUUAUUGGUGCUGCCACCGAUAGAACAAAAUACAAAUUUAUACACAAAAAACUUACAAUAUACAACACCUAAAAAAGCUAAAUACGUAACAUUAACAGAGAAGUGGAAGUGGAGAAUCGUAAGGGGUAUUAUCUUGACGGGGUGUUGCGUUUAAUUAAUGAAUUGCAGUACUGCGGAGAAGAAUCAUGCACUCACUAUAAAGUCAACAACAUUUUGAAUAUAAUCUCUAAGUUUGACAUAUUCCAUUGAAGUUUGUUUAUAUCCAGCAAGUGUUAUUUUCGCAAUUAUUCAAUUGAAUUGCAUAAUCGAAUAAUUGUAUUCCUUCUUGCAAUGCGACGAAAGAGCAAAGUGGAGACAUAGUAAGAAUUUUAUUUGCAAUUUGUCAGCCACUGAGCUUUCCAAAUUCCUGCAUUUGAUUGGGCAAGCACAGAUUUGUUUAUGGAAACCAGACCCUCAAUACUACCCUGUAUCAAUUAAACUGCAAAAAAAGAAACAAUAAUGAAUGCCUGUAUCAAAUGUUCCCCUAAUAAUGAUACGAGUUAUUUUUAUGAGGUUCCCAAGACAUGGGACCCGUUUCAUAAAACUUGUUAUAAUAACAAAUGUGCAAUCAUAGUUUAAAGCUACUGAUAUCCUUCAAUCUGAUUGGCUGAUAGUAAACUGGUUAUAACUGGUUAAAAUAAUAUUAUUAUUAUGCAGAAAAACAAGGACGUUUGCAUCCCACUGGCUACCCAUUUAACACCCGAGUGGGCAGUGGCUACGCAUUAAAAGACUGAUAUCUUGCAAAAGGACACUAGUGCUGCUGUGGGGUUGGAUUGGAACACACGACCCUCUAAUUAAAAAACGAGAGUAUCUCAACCACUACACCACAAUGCUUCCAACUGAAACCUGUAUCAAAACCCUGUGAAUAGUCAUUGCCAUAUUGUUUUGAAUACCCCCUAUAAGGAUUGGUAUAAUUAUAUUUACCUCUUAUUCUUUGAUAUGAUAUUAGUUUAUUGCUUGGGAAAUUGGUAAAAUUUGUAAUAUUUAUUGGAAUAUUACCAUUUCAUUAUCAAUAUUAUGGAAUUGGAGUGUCAUCUUUAGUAUUUAGGGUUUUUUUAUGAUCCCAGUUAAAUUAACUUCUUAAUUCUGACAUAUUUUAAGGUUAUAGUUUACUGCUUGUGAUAUUGCAAAGAAAGCAAUAUCAGGAAAUAUGUUUCAUGAGCUAUGAGUUUCAAAUGCCCAGUUUUCAUGCCUUAUUUCCCCACUCCUUUUCUAAUUAUACAUGUAAUAAAUGAUAUGAAACAUUUAUAUCUAGCUCUUAAUACAAUAUUUCUAAGCGUACAUACUUCUACCUUCACCCUAGCAUGUCUACCCUGCUCGGGUGCUCAAGCAUUCAAGGAAUUCUUUCUUGUUUGCUACACCUUGGUGGAGAGUGGCAAAUGUAGAUAAACGCCUUGCCAAAGGAUUCAAGUGCUGCGAUGGGAUUUGAACCCUGGAUCUUGUGGUCUACAGUCCGCAGACUUGUCCCCUGGGCCACAACACCUUGUUUCUGCUCUCAAGAUAUAACAUACACUUUCAUACACAACUCUAGCUUUUUAUUCCUUCCUGUAUGAGUAGGAAUUGUAGAUUGUGUUCAUAUGUGAUGCAUACAUGUAUCAGGGGCUAUUUUACUGUAAUACUAUGAUUUUAUCUAAUGUUUACCUAUAAAAUCACAAUUCAUGUAUUUCUGCAAAUGGAAUGUUCAUUCUUUUGAUGUGUGACAAGAAUUUUUCUUUUCUGUUUUUUUAGUAUCACAUGAGAAUAUAUAGACUUGCAUAUCUUUUUUUUGAAAACUAAGGAGGAAUAUCUUUGUUGUCACUGAACAUACACCAAAUUUGUGUAAGAAUUCAUGGAAAUGAAAAGGGAAUGCAAUGAAGGACUUUUAGUAUUUCUUUGAGGAAUUUUUUUUCAGCUGGUGUGUGGCUUUUAUAUUUGUUAUUCUCCAGCUAACAUAUUCUGUUAUCAGUUCUAUGAAGAAAAAAAGAAAUGCAGGUAUAAGUUUACAGAAUGCAUUGAAAUUCUCUCAUCUAUUUACUUUUCUUUGUCAAUUAUGGGAAUUAUUUGUGUUAUUUGGAAAAAGAAAGAACAAAGUUUUACAAAUGGCAAUAUGUACUUUAUAGAAAUCAGUACACGUUUAGAAAGACAUUUAUAUGAUACGCUCGAGAAAUAAAAACUGAUGAAAGAUA
Messenger RNA from Lytechinus pictus (painted urchin), 11896 nucleotides. Its product is annotated as E3 ubiquitin-protein ligase ubr3-like. Lineage: Eukaryota; Metazoa; Echinodermata; Echinoidea; Temnopleuroida; Toxopneustidae. Bases 135 to 5957 code for a protein of 1940 amino acids. Gene Ontology annotation, cellular component: ubiquitin ligase complex; cytoplasm. Gene Ontology annotation, molecular function: zinc ion binding; ubiquitin protein ligase activity. The transcript has 39 exons. The record is from RefSeq and is a predicted model, not a curated record. Gene Ontology annotation, biological process: ubiquitin-dependent protein catabolic process via the N-end rule pathway; protein ubiquitination.